UGCGAUCUUUCUGUUGCCUGGAAACGUGAAGUCUGCUUCAGGUAUUCGUAAGUUGAUGUCUCGUGAUUCCUGUCGACACAUGCAGUUUGACUUAUCACGUUCUAGGCGGAGCGAAAGACUUUCAACUCUCUUAGUGGAGCAGACAUCGUACUUCGGCCCAUCACACAUAUAGGACGUACAGGACAUAUAUAAACUUCCCUAGAAGUUCACUGUGCAUUUCUGUUUAGUCUGAAGCAAUGCAAGCUCUCAUGCUAAUCAUUGCAGUCCUUGGCUGCGCGCAAGCCACAAGAUGUGGCAUCAGAAAAGGCAAAGAUAGCGGCCUGCGCAUCAGUGGCGGAGCAGACGCUCUCCCCAACGAAUUCCCAUGGCAGGUGGCAAUGACAACGAAAAGCUGCGGAUGGACCAGUUACGGCUGUGGCGGCUCUAUCAUUAACGAUCGCUGGAUUGUGACAGCAGCGCACUGUGUCGAUUUCAGCAAAAAUGCUUCCGACUACACCAUACUGCUUGGAAAGCAUGAGUUGCGUGCGUGUGAGGCAACGCAACAGGAGAGAACGGUCGACAAGAUUGUAGUGCAUCCGAAGUAUCACGGAACGGGCGUCCCCGUGUACGAUGUUGCUUUGAUGCGACUAUCGGAGCCUCUGAACUGGAACGAUUACGUAGGACCUGUAUGCUUGCCCGAUGAAGGUGACGACUACACCAAUGUGACGUGCACGACAAGCGGAUGGGGAUUUAACGCAACCAAAAAUGGAACAGUUCUUAGGGUUCACCCAAAGGUCCUCCAGAAACUGGAUCUUCCUAUCUGGACUAGUGUAAAGUGUGCCAAUACAUAUGGUACAAUGUAUAAUAGAAAUAGCAUGUUCUGUGCUGGAUAUGAAAACCAAAUCAAAGGAUCAUGUCAUGGCGAUUCAGGUAGCCCUCUAGUCUGCCCAAGGAAAGACGGUCAGUGGGUACUCGCUGGAAUCGUUUCUUUUGGAGCACACAAUUGUACGGGACCUGGCGUUUUUUCACGAGUCACAUCAUCUACGAACUGGAUUCAGUCUACAAUCUGCGAAGACCACAAUUGCUCAUGAGAUCGGGGAGCCCGCAAAUAUGAUGGUCACUCGCAACCUGUCAACAAAUUAUCCCGAAUAUUUCUUUGACUUUUAUAAACAACAAAGUAGAGGACCUCGAUCAUGGUGUCGUACAAUUACAGCAUGCCAGAGACUUUGUAAUCUAUCGCUUAAGUUAUAAGUUAUAUAUAGUUAAGUUAUAUAUAUAUAUAUAUAUAGUUCUCAUCGUAGGAUCCUAGGCGGGUAUGGUACCGGUUGCUUAUCAAUUAUUGUCUUUUCUCUUAUCAUUGUUGUCAUGUGUGACUGCAUUUUUGUGUAUUUGCUACCCACUCCUGGAACGGCUCCAGAGGAGCCAGCAGUAUCUUGAAAUAAAUAAAUAAACAUACAACAUUA
This is a messenger RNA of Ornithodoros turicata, 1442 nucleotides long. RefSeq names its product chymotrypsinogen A-like. Lineage: Eukaryota; Metazoa; Arthropoda; Arachnida; Ixodida; Argasidae. The transcript has 6 exons. Gene Ontology annotation, biological process: proteolysis. Gene Ontology annotation, molecular function: serine-type endopeptidase activity. The coding region runs from base 237 to 1070 and encodes 277 amino acids. The record is from RefSeq and is a predicted model, not a curated record.